This is a messenger RNA of Ophidiomyces ophidiicola, 3540 nucleotides long. RefSeq lists its product as uncharacterized. The transcript has 2 exons. The record is from RefSeq and is a predicted model, not a curated record. Lineage: Eukaryota; Fungi; Ascomycota; Eurotiomycetes; Onygenales; Onygenaceae. The coding region runs from base 1 to 3540 and encodes 1179 amino acids. Gene Ontology annotation, biological process: regulation of transcription by RNA polymerase II.
AUGACGCGUAAGCUAUUUAGCGGUCGGCCCAAACCUCGCAGCGGCGCGAGACUGAAGAACCCGCCGCCCACCGCCGGCCAGAAUGCCAGCGGUGAGCCACCCCCCAAACGACGCAAGUAUAUCCCCGGAGGGCCCGGAGGCGGUGGACGCUACGUCGAGAUCGACGGCACGGAGACACCAGUGCGGCCGUCGAACUCGUCCAACAAGAAUAAAUCCACCCCACGCAGCAGACCGCCUCGCGAGCCCUCGCGAAUGGUUCCCCCAAAACUGUCCGCUUCGAUAUCAGCCGCCGGCGCCUCCGCCGCUUCCCCAGCGACUCCGGCCACCCCGGCCUCCUCCUCGUCCGCCCGUCCGAGACGUGAAAAGAACCAAACCCGCCGGUUCAGCUCUGCGGCUGCUGCCGUCCUCGCCGUUGCUCAGGGCGAUGGCUACAAGCCUAGAGAAGAGCGGGGCUGGGAAGAGUUCCAUCCGGAUCUCGAUAUCGAUGCGAAGAUCGCCGUGUUCAGCUCCGAUGAAGUCGACGGGCUCGUCCGGAGCUGCUCGGCGCAGGACGCGAGCAAUAAUGGCGAUUGUGCCGCCGAACCGGAUUCUUUGACCGCCACUUCGCCGCUGGAGCCGAUGUCCUCUUUCUCCUCGAGACGGCGGCCGGGUCGGCCGCGGCGGUUCGACUCAAUGGUCACCAGCAUUCUCCCCCCUCCCACGCCGAAAUUCGUCCCUGCUCCCGGUCCGAACCCGCGAGAGAAACUUACGCUGCCCAAGCCGUCGUUUGUGCAGAAGGACCCGUUUUUACCCUUUGAGCAGAAGGGGGUUGGGCAGCAGAAUUACGUGGACCGUACUAUGGCUAGUGUUGGCUACCAAGAGAGCGAUGUUUUCCUUCGGCAUGAGCGUCGUUUGAUUCGCAUGACAGAGGAUGCAGUGGAAGAAGAUCUAGACCUGGACCCUCCCGCGGGAACAGACGGUGAUGCUGUUAAUGCUGCUGUCGGGAAUAAUGGAGUUGGCCGCGUGGAAUAUGACAUGGAUGAACAGGAUGCUAAGUGGUUGGAAACAUACAAUGCUCAGAGGAAAAUAGAUCAAUUUGAGCCUAUCAAGCCGGCCAUAUUUGAAAUUACUAUGACGAAAAUCGAAAAGGAGUGGCACGCUCUCGAAAAACGAAUCCCGAAACCUAAUCCUAAACCACCGCAAACCCAACGACCUCGCUCGAGUUCUGCUGCAGCCGUGAACGGCGAGCAUUCUGGGCCCAACGAAGAACAGGAUAGCAAGUGCGCUGUGUGUGACGAUGGUGACUGUGAAAAUUCAAACGCUAUCGUCUUUUGCGAUGGCUGCGAUCUUGCUGUUCAUCAAGAAUGCUAUGGUGUGCCGUAUAUCCCCGAAGGCCAAUGGCUGUGUCGCAAAUGUCAGCUGCUUGGGCGGGGAGCUUCCUCCUGUAUUUUCUGUCCUAACACGGAGGGCGCUUUCAAACAAACCAACACUUCGAAAUGGUCUCAUCUGCUAUGUGCCGUAUGGAUUCCCGAGGUGUCCAUUGGCAAUCCUUCUCUGAUGGAACCAGUCUUGGAUGUGGAAAAAGUUCCAAGGAGCCGUUGGAAGCUAACGUGCUAUAUCUGUCGGCAAAAAAUGGGUGCUUGUAUCCAGUGCAGCAACAAAAACUGCUUCGCUGCAUUCCACGUCACCUGUGGGAGGCGCGCACAUCUCUACCUGAAAAUGAAACUGACACCGGGAGCUCCCGCUGUUAUGGACUCGAAUUCCCUCAAGGCUUUCUGUGAUCGCCAUGUACCUCCAGACUGGCGAAGGGAGUAUUGCACCGACCUUGCUACGGCAGAUGCAGUUGAAUAUUAUCGCACUACCAUGCAAGGCAGGCGAUGGGGCGACAGUCAGGCUUCUGCCCUUGCUUUAGAGCCAGAGUCUCCCAGUGGUGUGCCGGGAGCCGAUGACGAUCAAAGGCCUGUUACUCCACGUAUUACAUUGACUGUUGGUGGAAACAAACGAAAACGUGCUGGGCCACCAAAGGCGGUGUGGAAACUUCCAUCCGGGGCGCCAAUAAUACCACAAGUCAUCCUAAAUAACGUCGUGGCAUCUCUGCAACGAUUCACUGUUCGUCAAAGAAAACAAUACGCUGAAGAUGCUUGCAAAUACUGGACAUUGAAAAGAGAGGCUCGAAGGGGCGCGGCCUUGCUUAAACGACUCCAGCUCCAACUGGAGACUUUUUCUUCUAUUGAAAUGACAAGGCGAAACUUUGCCGGGAUGGGGCCGACCGGAGGUGUAAGGCUCCAACGACGUAUCGAAUUCGCCGAAAGGCUAUACCUGGAUGUGGACAAGGUUCGGAUGCUCUGCGACGAAGUCAAAAAACGAGAACGCGAGAAACUCAAAGAUGCGGAGACUCUUCGGAAUAUUGUCGAUCUAGUAUAUUUCCCCAUUCCUCCCAUGCUCUGGCCCAUUCUGGAGAAGACACAAGUGCUUGAUGGCAAAGGAGUCUUCCGCACAGGGUUGCUUGGCAUUCGUUCUAAUUUGGAGAACCGAGCGUAUACAUCUGUUUCAGCGUUCUCCCGCGACCUCGCUCACGUUUUCACGUCUGAGAUCGGAGUGGAGUCCGUUGGAGAUACGGCUGAAUUGCAAAUGCGGAUGCAAUCCAGCGGGCGAGUACCAGAGUUGAGUUUAGAGCAACGGGAGAAAAGGAAGCUUGCCAAGCGCAUUAUUAAGGCGAUCCAGCCGGCUUUGGAGGAUGCUUUGAAAAGAGAGAGUGAAUUGAAUGGCAAGCCAUAUGAAAAGGAGCUGAGGGACUUGGACCUCAUGUUGGAGAACAGCAUACUGUCUCGAAGAGGAUCGGUUUCUGAUUCUGCUGAAGCGGGUUCCGCCGAAGUGGAGGCUGAAACCACGGAUUUAGUCUCUAACGAAGCGAGACAUCCAUCUGAGGGAGAGCCUGAGCAGGUGUAUCAAGAUGUCGAGAUGACCGAUGUCGCAGCUGCUGUUCCAGAGAAAGACGAGACCUUACCCAUAAUAACAACCGCAAAUACUCAGAAUCACAUCAAUGAGGAAGAAAAACCGGUGAAUGUUGAAUCUGUUGAAGAUGCUCACUUGCCGCUCCGAAACCAUCAAGCGGCACUCACCCCCCAGACCAUUCACAGUGCAGGUGUGAGCGAUAUGGAAGUUGUUGCUGCUGCUUUGAAUCACGCCAAAACGACGGAAGAGCAGACUGGCCCACCUACUCCUCCGGCGAGUUUCAAAGACAGUCACCAGCCACUCUCAGCACAGGGCGGCAUUCAGUGGUAUAUGGAACCGUUUGAUCCCGUUGGCACUACCAUCCACGAGGAAAGAUGGACGGGCCGCGAGGUCCUUCGUGGCAUGAGCGAAGAGUUGAGCGAACUUGACGAGGAUGAGCUGCGCCAUCUGAGUGACGAAUUUGUCGGUGGAGCGCCGGCUCAGCCCAGCAACGGCGGGGAAAUAACAACGGGUGCGGGUCAGCUAGUACUAGCAGAAGGCGUCCCUUCCAUGUCAAAACCCAAGAACAUUCCCAAGAACAAACGGCGUUGGCGAGGAUUUAAAUAA